Molecule: messenger RNA, 1798 nt
Organism: Corylus avellana
Lineage: Eukaryota; Viridiplantae; Streptophyta; Magnoliopsida; Fagales; Betulaceae
Product: GATA transcription factor 24
Biological process (GO): regulation of DNA-templated transcription
Molecular function (GO): sequence-specific DNA binding; protein binding; zinc ion binding
Source: RefSeq, a predicted model, not a curated record
AAAUAAAUAAAAAAAAUAAAAAAAUAAAAAAUAAUAGUGAAAGUUACCUAAUUUAGGCUCUUCAAGGAAACACAGGGGCACACCGUGCAAAUCUUACCUAGUUCGUGGUAGUUUUUUCCGUUUGUUGUCUUCGCUUCAGGACCUUCUUCGAGCUCCGAAUUCAAUCUUACGUGUUGGUUUAGGGUUAGGGUUUCUAUUGAAAGCGGUGACGAAAGACAUGUUUCUUCUUCGAUGGAACAGGUCCCGGAGUUAGGGCUUGGGUUUCGGUUCGUGUGGUUAGGGUUUGGUCUCCGAUAGAUGGCGGCUGCGAACCCACAGCCCCUGCAGGCGCGUCCGUUCGAGGACCACGCGCGGGUGCCGGUACAGAUCGAGGACGAGGAGGGUGAGUACGAUGACGGUGGAGAUGAUGCUAUGGACGACGUGGAAGAGGCUCAUGUGAAUUCGGUGAGCGUUGCGGAGCAUGGUGGAGUGAGAGUUGGAGGUGGUGGAGGAGGGGUGGUUAUGGCGUCUCGGACGAGUGAGCUCACUCUCUCUUUUGAAGGCGAGGUCUAUGUGUUCCCUGCUGUUACGCCUGAAAAGGUACAAGCAGUGCUGUUGCUUCUAGGAGGACCAGAUGUACCAACCGGUGUGCCUACGAUUGAAGUACCUUUUAGUCAAAAUAACAGGGGUGUAGGUGAGAACCCAAAGCGAUCGAAUCUUUCACGAAGAAUAGCAUCCCUGGUUAGGUUCCGUGAAAAACGGAAAGAGAGAUGUUUUGACAAGAAAAUUCGGUACACCGUGCGAAAAGAAGUUGCGCAGAGGAUGCAUCGUAAAAAUGGACAGUUUGCAUCCUUAAAAGAAAGUUCAACUGCUUCAAACUGGGAUUCUCCUCAGAGCUGCCUUCAAGAUGGUACUCCUCGUGCAGAAACUGUUUUGCGCAGAUGUCAACAUUGUGGUGUUAGUGAAAAUAAUACUCCUGCAAUGCGUCGUGGGCCAGCUGGACCAAGGACUCUAUGUAAUGCAUGUGGUCUAAUGUGGGCAAAUAAGGGAACAUUGAGGGAUCUCAGUAAGGGAGGAAGAAUUGUUUCCAUGGAACAUAUUGAACCUGAAACUCCAUUUGAUGUCAAACCGUCGAUUACAGAUGGAGAAUUCUGUGGCAACCAAGAUGAGCAUGAAACUCCUGAAGACCCUUCUAAGCUUGUUACAGGAGGAUCCGAUAAGUCUUCUGUCAACCCUGAUGAUGAAGAUUUGCAUGGAACUACUGAAGAUCUUACAGAUACUCUUCCCAUGAUUGUACAUUCUUCAGCCAUUGAUCAGGAGCAGUUGUGGUAUGUACAGGAACCUUUGGUUGAGCUUGCUAAUCCUUCAGAUACAGACAUAGAUAUCCCUGCUAACUUUGAUUAGAAGGUCAAAAGUGUAUGAUCCUUUCAAAGGAGGGGGGGCCUUGAGGGAUUUCUCAGUCGCUAUAACUACAAAUGCAGGUGAUGUAAACUCCCAAGUGCAAUGAGAUCAUCUUUGGGACUGGAGGAUUGCACUACUGCUUUCAGCCGACAUUAGAUUCCUGGCGAUGAUUGCUGUUGAUGUAAGUGCUGGGAUCUUGCUUGUGUACGAGUUGUUAGGAGAAACGCUUUGAGUGGGCUUUUUACCUGUAUGUGAUUUAUUGUUAGGGCUGUUCAGAUUGCAUUAAUAUUAUUUUUCACGUUUCAUUUUUAGAUUGGUGUUAAAAGUGCCUUUGUGGUCUAUAAUCUCGAUAAACCUCAAGUUCAGCUACAAAAUGAGAAAGGUAGGCAAUAAUUGGUCUGAUCAGAUCUUGUAGACA